This is a messenger RNA of Linum tenue, 300 nucleotides long. The record is from the annotation of a GenBank genome assembly. NCBI's taxonomy places the organism in Eukaryota, Viridiplantae, Streptophyta, Magnoliopsida, Malpighiales, Linaceae.
AUGAUAAGCCGAGUCAAGAGAGGCGGUCAAACAUCUAAGAUCUACGCCAUCUGUCAAAGAAUUGUCAAGUCCCUCGUUGGUUACUAUCAGAGUGUUGUCGACGAGCAGAGCAAAAGGGAGAAGAACGGUCACAGCAAGACCUACAUCUUUAUGGAGGCGAAGCCCGUCACCAGGUCCACCCGGUUGAGGUCACUCGCCACCAAUGACGGCACUGCUCUUUCCUCUGUACUGGGUUCUUUCACCACCAAAGCACUCUGGUUUCGAGAGUUUAAGGCCCAGGAUGAUUACAGAGCAAGGUGA